This is a messenger RNA of Trypanosoma rangeli, 648 nucleotides long. RefSeq lists its product as uncharacterized. Bases 1 to 648 code for a protein of 215 amino acids. The record is from RefSeq and is a predicted model, not a curated record. The transcript has a single exon. Lineage: Eukaryota; Euglenozoa; Kinetoplastea; Trypanosomatida; Trypanosomatidae.
AUGGCAACUCAUUUUGGAAAGAAUAAUCCAUAUACUGAGGGGGAUUUGCAGGAAAUAUUUUAUCUCCUGCGGAAACUUAUUGACAGUACCCAUUCAACAUCGGAAUGCACACACCUUGUAUGUGUGGGGCCAAAGAUUGAUAAGUUGACGAAACUUAUGAAAUCCCUUGCAGUUGCCGAUGCGAGAGCAGCCGUGUACAUGCUUUCGCUAUGCAGCAAUCUUGCCGCGGUGAAGGAGUCAAGACUGCAAUUAAAUGCACCUUUGGUUUUGGACUUUGUUAUGAAUACGGUCCAGGCGCAUCCUGCUGAGAAGCAUGUUCUUUAUGUCGCACUUGUGGCCAUUUCGAAUCUGGCGUAUAUGGAGGAUGCAAGACUCAGUCGCGAGGAUUGUGGGGUGCUUAGCCGACUCAUAUAUCCCGUCUACAUGGAGGGGCAGUUGGUGGAGACGUGGGCCGCGACGAUCUGCAACAUCACCGCCCAUCACCCUGAGACAGUGCAGAUAUUUAUAGAACUGGGCGUGGUGGAAGUUCUGGAGCGUCUCUUGUUAUACGUUGGCGAGGACGGGAAAGUAGCCAUCCGUUGUUUGCAGUGCCUUUCUAACCUUGCUGUGGGAUUCACAGGCGGCCACCCUGCUGCCAUAGCCGAAUAA